AUCUGUGCGUACGCGGUCGUGAUUGUUGUGAAGAUGGCGGAGGGGGAGACAGAGAAGGAAUAUGACACACGGAAAGCUAUCGAGGAGCUCCGAGAGCGCUUCCAGGGUUUGACCACAGCUUUGAAGGAGAGCUCGCAGUCUCCGCUGGAAUCCUCGCUGCAUUUCUGCCAGGAGUUUUGCCAGGUCCUUGUUGAACAUGCAGGCCGUUGGAAAACUGAUGAGGAUCCACUGCCUUUGUUGGAGGUCUACACUGUGGCCAUCCUCAACUUUGCUAAAGCCUCCUCCUGUCUCUCCUCCGAAUGUGAAAACGUGCCACUCCUACUUGAAAAGUUAGCACUGAGCUGUGCGGAGCUGCUGCUCUUACUGCCCCAGCAUGUCCCUGGUGCCUUAUGGGAGGAGUUUCAGUCCUCCAUGAAGUUGGCACACAGCCUUUUGCAAGAAAGUGGGAGCACACAGCUUUGCCAGCUCUCAGUUCUGGCGCAGCAGGAUGGCGUUUGGUCCAACACCACAUUAAGCAGCAUCCUCUCCAAUCAAGCUCCUGAAACAGAGCAAGUUCAUGAGUAUCUGGAGCUGGAAGGCCCCACGCUUCUCACCAUGAGAAUAAAGCACCUCAUCAAGGUGGACAGAGCAGAUAAAGCUGCUAUUCUGGCAAAGAUGUGCUCAGAGUAUCCAGGAUAUGAAGGAAAAGGAAACUUUAAACAAACUUACCUGCUUUGCAUCUGCAUGACGAAAAGUCAGGAGCAGCUAAUGGAAGAGAUUGCAUCAAUAGACUGUAAGGAUGCUCUUGAAAUGAUCUGCAACUUGGAGUCAGAGGGAGAUGAGAAAGGAGCUCUGUGCUUAUGUUCUGCCUUUCUCAAACGACAGCUUCUCCAGGGAGAUGUUUAUUGUGCCUGGGAACUCACACUGUUCUGGAGUAAGCUGCUCAUGCGUUUAGAGUCGUCAGCUGAUGCAUUUCUUGGACACAGCAAAGAGAUGGCUCUUCUCUGCAGAAGCGUCUGUCAUAUUCUGUUUCUAAUCAAAGUCAUCCAGAAUGAGGUUGGAGAAGUUGGGCUUCCGGUGUGUGUGGAAAUGUGUAUUCAAGCUCUGAAAAUGACCUCCAGUGACCAUAAGGAUAGCAAAUCUACUAUCUGCAAGACAAUUUCCUGCCUCUUGCCAACUGAUCUCGAGGUGAAGCGUGCAUGCCAGCUGACUGAGUUCCUCCUCCAGCCUACCAUUGACUCUUAUUAUGCCGUGGAGUCACUGUACAACGAACCAGACCAAAAGCCUGAGGAGGAUGGAAGUCUACCGGUGCCCAAUUCCCUACGCUGUGAGUUACUGCUGGCCUUGAAGACACAGUGGCCUUUUGAUCCAGAGUUCUGGGACUGGAAAACACUGAAACGCAACUGCUUGGCACUGAUGGGAGAGGAGGCAGCUAUUGUGUCAUCUAUCGACACUCUCAACGACACAGACGAACAGGAGGUGGAAAGUGCAAUUGGCAAACUCCCUGAAUACAGAGACUUGGAGGACUUUCUGUUAACCACUACAAAUGAACUGAAUGAAAUCACAGAUGAAAGAGAGAAAAACAGAGAGGCGAAAAAACUUCGGGAGCAGGGUUUUGUGUCUGCUCGGUUCAGAAAUUGGCGAGCUUACAUGCAGUAUUGUGUUUUGUGCGACAAAGAGUUUUUAGGUCACAGAAUUGUUCGACACGCACAGAAGCAUUUCAAGGAUGGAGUAUAUCUUUGUCCAAUUUGUGCUGACAGUUUUGAAAGUAGGGAGGUUUUAGAGCCACAUGUAGCAUCACAUGUAAAGCAAUCAUGCAAAGAGAGACUAGCCGCAAUGAAAGCAGCUAGGAAGGUAACCAAACCACCUCAGUCCCCUAAAAGUCCGUCAAAAAUGUCAAAAGUUCCUGCAAAGAUGAGUAUGAGUCCUGUUAAAGUUGAAGCUCAAAUCAACGAACCAAUGGCGUCUCCUGUUAAGAUAGAACAAACUACAUCUGACACAAACAUGAGUCAGGACUGUUUCUGUCCUGUCAAAAACUGCUCUAAGGCGUUUAAGUUUUUCCGUAACCUCAUGGCUCAUGUCAGAUCUCACAAAGAUGACGAGGAGGCCAUGAGGUUUUUAGAGAUACAAAAACAGAAAGUGGUGUGCCAGUAUUGCAGGCGGCAGUUUGUAAAUGUCCGGCAUCUGAAUGACCAUUUGCAGAUGCACUGUGGUAGCAAACCGUACAUCUGCAUACAGUUGGAUUGCAAAGCCAACUUUAACUCCAAUUCUGAGCUACUCAUGCACAGAAAAACACAUCCUGAAUUUAAGGCACAGUGCAUGUUCCCCAACUGUGGCCAAGUUUUUAGUGAGGCCUACCUGUUGUAUGAUCAUGAGGCACAGCACUACCUUACUUACACUUGCCAAACAGAUAACUGUGGGAAAAUAUUCUACUCACAGGCUCAGUUCUUGUCUCACCAACAGAUUCAUUGUACAAAUGGUACAAAUGGUGCAGUCAAUAUUUUGCCCAUCACAAAUGAAAAUCCACCUGGCACUCCAAGAGUAGAUGUACCACUCCAGAGCCCCCCGAGCACAGAAAACGAAAGUUCUGCAGUUGGCAGCCUUGAAAGUAUAAACACAGGCGAAUAUAUGAAGGAAGCAUCAAAUACAGACACAUCAUGCACAACACCAGAGCUUGAUAAAGACGCAGUUCCUUUAAAAGUUAAACACUCGAUCGAAAGCAUGCUUAAUUCUGGAGGAGAUCCUGAACUCGAAGAACCAGACCAAUGUUACACUCCUUUAACUGACCCUGCUCCAGCAGCAGCUGAAGUGAAUCCAGCACCGGAGCCACCUCAGGCGCUCCCGAGCAUGGCUGGGCAAAGUGAAAUCCCUCCAGUGUAUCCUGUUCACGUUGCAACAAAUCCUGCGGCAAGUCAGCAGGGAGAGGGGCUUAGUAAUGUCCAGGGAAGUGAAUUACCCAAAGCAAUUCCACAAAUAAUUUCUCCAAGUCAAAUAAAGAAAGAAAUUCCUUCUUCAAUGCAAGGAUAUCCUGCAAGCACACCUGCUGCUACUGCUGCCAAUGAAGAGAACCUGCAUUGCUGCCCAUAUAGUGACUGUACAAGGGCAUACAGUACAAACAAAAGUCUGUCUCGGCAUGUGAAGAAGCAACACCCUGAAAUAUUUGAGGACUGGAAAUUGGCAAAAAAAUAUAACAAAGUGGCCAGGAUUACUGCAAAAAAGGCACAGAGUGCGCCAACUUCACCAAAUCAAAACACUGGGAACAGGCCUCCUAAUGAGUCAGGAGUACUAUGCAACAAACCUGGGAUGCAGCAAAUGGAUUACCCAGUGGGAUGUUCUAGCUCACCUGCCCAGUGUUAUCCUGGAUCCAUGGAGCCUGUGCCUAUCACUCCAAUGGUUAACCCAACACUGUACCCGUCAUGGGGAAACCAAAAUAAUACAAGUGGAGUGAUGCAGCCUGAAAUGUCCCAGUCAUGGUCCUCACCCCCCAUGAACAACUGUUAUCCAGAGGCCUUCAACAUGAAUGAGUACCCCUCUCGGAGCUAUCCUCAGUGGCAGGCAGAUCCUUAUCAAACUACAGCAGCCCUACCACUUGAUAGAGAUCAUUCAAUGGCAGCUAUGCAGGGUUCUACCAUGUCACAUGCUCCUUCAGACUCAAGUUUGAUGUCCCAGUAUGUGUCUAGUUCUCUUAUGCUCGACAAUGGAGGCCAAAUGCAUAAUGGAGGGCAGCAAUAUGGAAUGAUGAAUCCAGAGAGCAGUGCAGACAGAAAAGCUUCAAAUGUGGCACAGAACUUGGAUAAUGAAAAUAGUAUCUCAACAAUUGAUAGCCUCCCUGAAGGUAGCUACCAGGCUCCAUAUGCUCAAAGUGAAAACCCUUGUCUUACCCAGGGCUCUUCAGCUGAUAUUCCUAUGAAAUGUCUCAGUCCAGAGGCCCAGCUUGCUUUAAAAGCUGCAAGUGAAAUUGCCAAAACUGAGAAAAUGCCUGCUCCUGGCUUUGACCAGAUGGACAACUCAGCGGACAGCAUGCUCAGCCCACGAAGUGGCACCCAUGGAGAUUUCUCUUUCGAUGAGGACUGCCCUAAUGCUGACUGUGAGGGUAACGUCUCAGACGAAAAGGCUGGUGACCCUGACGUGCCAAAGGGAAAACGCAGCAGAUUAAGCAAGCGAACCAAAUGGCCAGCCAUCAUAAAAGAUGGCAAGGUCAUCUGCAGGAGAUGCUUCAGAGAAUUCACAAGCACCAAGUCUCUCGGAGGUCACUUAUCUAAACGUUCUCAGUGCAGGCCUGUAGAUGAAAUCGACCUCACAGCUGAUCUGCCGACAUCUUUCCUUGAUUUUCUCAAUGACCCCCAUGUCCCAGACACUAACGGAGCAAUAUUCAACGCAACUAAUGGGGAUUUCUCACAGGAAUCGAGUAGCUUGACCACUUUGUCUUCACCCCUGGCAUUAAAACAGGAGCCACAGUACACUAAUAUAAUGGAUUAUUCAAACUCAUCUCUUCCCCCUGAAAACCAGCCAGAGAAGGCAGUAGAGUUGGCAAAUCCAGCCCUUGCUGUACCGUAUCAAGAGGAUCACUUGAUGGAAAUCUCACAUGCCUUUCAAAGGCUGGAUUUGAUUGAGGCUGCUCAAGAGAAGAUGCGGAACGCUCUGUCAUUAGAACAAAAAGUCAGUCGUGAUAAAGCCCAUGACGGCGAAAAAGGUAAAAAAUCAAGUAAAAGUGAUGACAAGCCCACUGAAAAGGUGCCCAAACCUUUUAAGUGUGACCAGGAUGAGUGUGAAUACUCAUUCAUGACUAAGGAGGCAUUAUUCAAACACCUGUGUAGAAUGCAUGAUUACACAAAUGAGAUGAUUGAGGAACUAAAAAGAGCCCCAUCUAAACUGUCUCCAUAUCCUUGCCAGAUUUGCCCAAAAACAUUCACAAGAACGACAGGUUUGAGAAUUCACUAUGAAAAAGUCCAUCGAUUGUCGAAGGUAGAAAUGCAGAAGCUAAAGAUCAGUGCUCGAAAUAGGCGUGCUUUCAGACUUAACAAAGAUAACGUCUUAGUAAGCAGUGCAACCACUGAUGCCAAUACCAGUCAAACUAAACCAUCUGCAGUACCAGUAUUACUUGCUAUAAAACAAGAACCGCUUGACAUUGCAAUUGCGCCUCUAACAGACAGUGAGAACAAUCCAGAAGUUGCUCAGAUCGCCUCACCAGGAGGUUCACUUCAACAGGGCUUCACACCAGAGGUGUCGACUGUUACAAGACUUCCAUCACCUCAAGGCUAUAUGACUGAUAGGCUACUUGGUGAGGUGGCACCAUCAGUUCUUGAAAAGUCCCCUGAUCAACCCAAAGUAGCUGUUGUAAACAAGAGUCCAAACGUGAAAAAGAAAUCCGGUUUACAAGAGAAGCUCAGUCCAGAUGGAAAAGUAAAAGAGCAGCAGGGGGGAUCAGAUGAAGUGUUAAGCAAAGCAAAAGAACCAAAGUCCAGCCCCUCCUCUGCAUCAGCUUCAUCGUCUCCUGAGAAACCCAGUAGCUCUAAAAACACGCCGAUGAAGGAUGAAUUCCAGAAGAAACAGAAACAUCAGAAAAAGUUGAGUCUAAAAAUGUGUGAAGCAGAAAACGCCUUCAGUCCAUACAGACCAUAUCGCUGUGUUCAUGAAGGAUGCACUGCAGCAUUCACCAUCCAGCAAAAUUUGAUUCUCCAUUACAGGGCCAUGCAUCAGGCAUCUCUGCCUCCCAGCAAACCUGAAGCUGAAGCUGAAAUGACAAGUGUUGCAAAUGGGGAGGAGAGCCCUCAGGCCAUAAGUACAGACGAUGAAGUUAGAUGUCAGGUGAAAGACUGUUCUAGAGUGUUCAUGGGAAUCACAAGGUUAAUUCAGCAUUACCUCUUACUUCACAAGUUUACCCGUGACAAAGCAACCACCAUGAUGGCCAGCAUGACCAUUGGGACAUUCAACUGUGACCGCCCAGAGUGUGCUCUCCCUUUUGACUCUGUGGUGAAGUACAUUGAACACAUAAAGAACUUCCACAAGGAGAUCGCCAUCUCUGAGAGUGGCUCAGUUGAUCGAACAUUCAAGUGCGAGUUUAUAGAAUGUGACCGCGUCUACUCUACAAAAUCCAACCUCCUCCGUCACCUGAUAAAAAAGCAUGAGUAUGUUUAUGAUCCUAAAGCAAGCGAUGGAAGACGGACUAAAUCUGCAGGACUCUUCCCUUCAGUUAGCAAUGGGAAAGAGAAUAUGGAGAACAAAUUCAAAAUGAAGAAGAAAAACGCUAAAAAGAAAGAGGGGAAGUCCAUUGAACACUGGACUAGUUUUGGAAAGCCUACACUAAAAUCUCACGAGGAGGCAUCAGCCAUGUGCACCAAGAAGUCUGCCCUGCAGUACCCAUGCAUGAUAAUAGGCUGUGAUGCAGUGGAGCGAGCUGAAAGAAGUAUAUUUAAGCAUUACGUCACUCAUGGUCUGACAGAAAGAUAUAUUGAAGACCAGAGGAGCCAGUUUAUUUUCUGCAAAAAGUACUCGCGUGCCAGAUUCAAAGAAACAACUAAAUCCGAAGGUGCAUCAAGCUCAUCUUCUGAGGAGACCGAGGCAGAUGAUCCAGAAAAAUCUGGUGACCAGAAAACAGAAGAGCUGGUGGAAAGAAUAGGUCAAGAAGACGGCAAGCUGUCAAAUGAUGACAGUGCAGAAUCUCAAGCUUCCACUGGGGCCGAAGGAGGCAUUAAAAGAGGCCGUCCCAGGAAACCGGCUCGUCCUACACCAGCUUGUCCAGAGAGGAUUCAAACUCUUAGAAAUCGUACGACUGUUAACAGUUCAAGAGAGAACUCAAAUCCUGGUACCCCCACCGCCCAAGAACAACGUGACGACGGGGUUACUCAGGGGGCGUUCAAACCUUUAGGACUUGAGGACUCUUUCCUUAAGUUCUUGGAAACCUCAGAGUCAACCCACACUUCCAAACGCAAAUUAAAUGACAAAUCUAGUGCUGAACUGCCGUCCAAAAGACAACAAACUCACAAACAGAGAUCUACAAUGAGAAGUAGAAUAACUCAUGAAUUAAGAGGGUAUGAAAAUCUUGUAGACUUCAGAAAUCCCCUUAAUAUCAAAUCAGUGAGUAAUGUCAAGAUUGUCAUGGAUAAAACACUUUCAGACGGUGCUGAUCUUUUGCUCAAGCAGCUACAAUACAUGAGGCCCAUAGUCAUAAUAAAAAAGUGGCUUUACAGCGGAUCCUAGCCCUGUAUUUUGUUUCAACACAAUCUCACUCAGGAUUUGAGGUGUUAUGCUGCAGAAUGGUUUGUUAAUGCAUCAGAUUACCAAGCGAAAACGGUAACAGUCACAGUACACAAUAAAAAUGGCCUAUUUUGUACUUUAUAAAAAAAUGUCUCGGAUGAUUUUAAGUAUGUAUGUUAGUUAAAAUAACCAGGUAACCCAUAGGGCAUAGAUUUUAGAAACAUGUUUGUAUUUAUGCUUAGUACUGAAGAUUUUUUUCUUUUGCUAAAUGGAGACUUUUAAAGAAAAACAAUGUUUUUAUAUAUCCCUAUGGGAUUUCAAGUUCUGUUUGUAUUUAUUUUAUCCUUUUUCAACACUAGUAGACCUAUCUGUAAUAUUUACAUGUCUUCCACAAAGUGUUCAAUAAAAUGUUACUGGUUCUUUUUU
This is a messenger RNA of Notolabrus celidotus (New Zealand spotty), 7602 nucleotides long. It is a transcript of the gene znf292a, whose product is annotated as zinc finger protein 292a. Gene Ontology annotation, biological process: regulation of transcription by RNA polymerase II. Lineage: Eukaryota; Metazoa; Chordata; Actinopteri; Labriformes; Labridae. The coding region runs from base 34 to 7179 and encodes 2381 amino acids. Gene Ontology annotation, cellular component: nucleus. The transcript has 8 exons. Gene Ontology annotation, molecular function: DNA-binding transcription factor activity, RNA polymerase II-specific; DNA binding. The record is from RefSeq and is a predicted model, not a curated record.